This is a messenger RNA of Aaosphaeria arxii CBS 175.79, 943 nucleotides long. Its product is annotated as kinase-like protein. Bases 23 to 943 code for a protein of 306 amino acids. Gene Ontology annotation, cellular component: autophagosome; cytoplasm. The record is from RefSeq and is a predicted model, not a curated record. Lineage: Eukaryota; Fungi; Ascomycota; Dothideomycetes; Pleosporales. Gene Ontology annotation, biological process: peptidyl-serine phosphorylation; autophagy; autophagosome organization. Gene Ontology annotation, molecular function: ATP binding; protein serine/threonine kinase activity. The transcript is spliced from 4 exons.
CUUGUCAUCCUUGUCACAAAUAAUGUCGAGACCGUUUCCUACCGAAUCAACCAUUCGUGGAGACUCAGGGAGAACAUACACCAUCCAAGAGAUCCUUACUCAGCGACAAGAUCAUACAUUAAACGUCUAUCGAGCGAGUGCCGAAGACAAAAGUUUCAUCAUUAAAGAUAUGAUCCCGGGUGAAUUCGAAUAUCAACUGGAAUUACAGAAGCCGUUAUUCUGCCACCCUAACUUGCGGACGGUUGUUGAUACCAUCCUGAGUGGCGAUCUCCUUCGGAUGAGCAAGAGAAUUGCUUCCAAGGCCACCAAAACGAGCGUUCUACGAAGUGAUCUUGCUGGGCUGGCUGAACUUCAAGAUAAGAACAUCAUUCAUACGGAUAUCAAACCAAACGACAUUCUUCUCAAUUACUCCGAGACGGAAGGAAGCGACCCCAUUAUCCAAAGUGUUCAAAUCUCCGAUCUAGAGGACGCUGUAGCUCUCCCUCCAGGGAAGAAUCUCAAAGGCUGCCUUUGUGGCAACCAGCUCUGGCGAAGCCCAGAGUCUUGGGCAAGAGCCAAGCAGAACAUAUCGUCUGACGUGUUUUCCUUUGGAAUAGUAGCUAUAUACGUAAUCCUCGAUGACAUCAUCUUCCUCGUCAGCGAUGAAGAGCUGAAGGGAAAUGAUGCAUGGUGGCAUAUUCUCCGUAGGCACAUAUCAUUCUUGGGAGACGAGGAUGGGUUUGUAGGCCUGCUUGAUUAUAUUGGACAGGAGAACCCCUUCUUCGAGAGGCUGAUUGCUCUCGCGGGUGACUUCAAUGUGGAGAAACCGAGGAAACCAUUUGCGUUUUGGCGUUAUGUGGACGAGGGGUUUAGGGAUCUGAUUGCGGUUAUGACGAAUUUGAAUCCAGCGAAAAGAAUCACCGCGCGGCAGGCAAUGGAGCAUCUUUGCUUAAAAUGUGAGUAG